AUGCCAGGAUUAACAAAUGAUCAAAAGGAGUUUUUUGACAAAGAAGGAAUGUUAUGUAUUGAAAAUUUCCUAACACCAGAAGAAACUAAUCAAUUACUAGAACAAUCAAAAUUAUUAUUAACAAAAGUUGAUUUAUCUAACCACACCAAAACAACUUUCAAAACAGCAGACGAAGAUCACAUUGGUGAUAAAUACUUUUUCGAAUCAGCUGAUAAAACUUCUUUCUUUUUUGAUAUUGAUGCGUUCACAUCUAAUGGGGAAUUAACGGUGGAAUUAAGUAAAGCUAUAAAUAAAAUAGGUCAUGGUUUACAUAUUCAAAAUCCAUUGUUCAAAAAAGUAACUUUUAGUGAUUCAGUUAAACAAAUAGCUAAAGAUUUAAAUUAUAAAGAUCCAAAAGUUUUACAAAGUAUGUGCAUAUUCAAACAACCAAUAAGUGGAGACGUUAAGGAAAGAGAUAACGCAGUUCCUCCACAUAACGAUGCUACUUUCCUAUUUACCAAUCCACAAAGUGCUGUAGGAUUUUGGAUAGCUUUGGAAGAUUGUACUUUAGAAAAUGGUUGUUUAUCAUAUAUUCCAGGAACUCAUAAAACUUACCCUGUAAGUAAACGAUUUGUACGUACUAAUGGGUUACAAGGUGGGUGUAAAUUUGAACAAUUGGAAGAUGAAAAACCAGUUGAAGGUGAAUAUAAACAUGUUCCAUGUAAAGCUGGAUCUUUGAUAUUGAUACAUAAUUCUGUGUUACAUAAAUCUGAAAAAAAUAAAAGUGAUAAAUCUAGGUAUGCUUAUGCUUUUCAUAUUAUUGAUGGAGUUACUGAAUAUGAUAAUAAAAAUUGGUUACAAGUACCAUAUGAAGGUGGUAGUGAAUUUUCCAAAUUAUAUAAGAUUGAAGUAUAG
Lodderomyces jiufengensis is the source of this 894-nucleotide messenger RNA. RefSeq lists its product as uncharacterized. The record is from RefSeq and is a predicted model, not a curated record. The transcript has a single exon. Bases 1 to 894 code for a protein of 297 amino acids. NCBI's taxonomy places the organism in Eukaryota, Fungi, Ascomycota, Pichiomycetes, Serinales, Debaryomycetaceae.